Messenger RNA from Antechinus flavipes (yellow-footed antechinus), 3889 nucleotides. RefSeq names its product zinc finger protein 883-like. Bases 1 to 2127 code for a protein of 708 amino acids. Gene Ontology annotation, biological process: regulation of DNA-templated transcription. The transcript has 4 exons. NCBI's taxonomy places the organism in Eukaryota, Metazoa, Chordata, Mammalia, Dasyuromorphia, Dasyuridae. The record is from RefSeq and is a predicted model, not a curated record.
AUGGUGCCCGGAGAAUACUUCGGGAGACUCCAGGGGUCUCGUGCCCCCGAGCCAUUCAAUGAGAACGGGCGCAAUGGGCGCUGUGUCGUGGGAGUCAUCUUGGGAGGCCCGACUUCCGACACUCGUGCUUGCCUUCUGCGUGUCCUCGGCUUUGAGCCCACAGCGUUGACUGGAAGCGUUGGACUGUGUCCGAUUCAGGCUUUGGUGACCUUCCGGGACGUGGCUGUGGACUUCACCCAGGAGGAGUGGAGGCACCUGGAGCCGGCCCAGAGGGCCCUGCACAGGGACGUGAUGCUGGAGAACUUCCAGAACCUGGUCUCCCUUGGUGAGCACAGCUUCCCCUUGACUCAGGCUGAGAGAAUUUGUCCCAGUGGAAAUUAUCUUAAUUGGGAGACUAUAUUUGAAACCAAGGACUCAAAUGUAAUUCAGGACAUUUUCAUGGGAUCAUCAGCAAAGAAAAGUCAGUUGAAUGACAGUUCCUGGUAUCCCAAAAUGAGACAAGUUGGAAACUAUGACAUAGAGAACCAGAUGGGCAACCAGGAUGGAAAUUCCAAGCAAUUAACAGUCACUUCCAGAACAACUUCUGUUGGUAGAAGUUUUAGUCUGGAGUCAGUCUUUCUUGCACUGUGGAGAGGCAGUAUGGAAAAUAGUCUUCCUGAACACAAGACAUUUGGACAGAAUUUCAGGAAUUUUUCAGAUCUAAUUUCAUGUAAUACUUUUUCCUUAGGAAAGACUCUCUCUAAGUAUACUACACACAAGAAGCCCUUUAAUUACCAUUCAGAUCUAAUUAAAUUUCAUAGAGAACAAGCUGAAGAAAAGCUACCUGCAUACAAUGAAAGUGGGAAAGCUGUUUGCAAAAGGUCAAAUAUUAAUGAACUUCAGAGAAUUUGUAUUGGAGAAAAGCAUUAUAGAUGUAAUCAGUAUGGGAAAGCUUUCAACCCCAGAGGGAGCAUGGCCAAAUUUAAAAGGAUUCAUACUAGAGACAAACUCUUUGAUUGUAAUGAAUGUGGGAGAACCUUCAGCCAAAAGGCAUACCUUAUUUAUCAUCAGAAAACCCAUACUGGCAUGAAACCCUUUGAAUGUAAUGAAUGUUGGAAAACUUUCAAUAAGAAGGGACAUCUUCUUCGACAUCAGAGAACUCAUACUGGAGUCAAACCUUUUGAAUGUGAUGUGUGCGGAAAAGGCUUUAGCCAACGGGGAAACCUUAUUAGCCAUCAGAGAACUCAUACUGGAGAGAAGCCCUUUGCGUGCAAUGAAUGUGGAAGAGCCUUUAGUCGGAGGACACAUCUCAUUUAUCAUCAGAGAAAUCAUACUGGAGUGAAACCCUUUGAAUGUCAUGAAUGUGGGAAAGGCUUCAUCCAGAUGGGGAGCCUUCAUAGACAUCAGAGAGCUCAUACUGGGGUGAAACCCUUUGAAUGUAAUGAAUGUGGGAAAGCCUUCAGAGAGAAGGGCUGCCUUAAAAGACAUCAGAGGAUCCAUAGUGGAGUGAAACCCUUUGAAUGUAAUGAAUGUGGGAAAACCUUCAGUAAAUUAGAAACUCUUAUUAGCCAUCAGAGAACCCACAGUGGAGUGAAACCUUUUGAAUGUAAGGAAUGUGGAAAAGCUUUCCAAGAAAAGGGAUGUCUUAAUAGACAUCAGAGAACUCAUACUGGAGUGAAACCCUUUGAAUGUAAUGACUGUGGGAAAGCUUUCCAGGAGAGAGGAUGCCUUAAUAGACAUCAAAGAACUCAUACUGGACUGAAACCCUUCACAUGUAGUGAAUGUGGAAAAGCUUUCCGGGAACGGGGAUGCCUUAAUAGACAUCAGAGAACUCAUACCGGAGUAAAAUCAUAUACGUGUAAUGAAUGUGGGAAGGCAUUCGGUGAGAAAGGAAAGCUCAUUAGACAUCAAAGAACUCACACUGGAGAGAAAACAUUCGGAUGUAAUGAAUGUGGGAAAAAUUUUAGCCGGAGAGCAAAUCUUAUUAGACAUCAAAGAACUCAUACUGGGGAGAAACCCCUUGCAUGUAAUGUAUAUGAAAAAGUCUUUGGUGAGAGUACUCGCUUCAUUUAUCAUCAAAGAAUUCACACUGGAGAAAAAUCCUUUGACUGUGAUGAAUUUGGAAAUGUCUUUAGCCAGCAUGCUUAACUUAUUAUUUUUCAGAAAACGUAUCCUUGAGUGAAACCUUUUGUAGUUAGAGAAGGCUUUAGCAAGAAUGGAUACCUUAUUUAAUAACAGAGAAGUCAUCCUGGAAUGGACUUUUUUAAUAAAUCCCUUCAUUUAGAACAGUAGGCCAAAAUAAUGCCCAUUAAGAGGCAGCUUGUGCCUCGGUUGAUGGAGUACUUGGUCCUGGAGUCAGGAAGCCCUGAGUUCAAAUCCAGUCUCAGACAUUUCCUAGCUGAAUGAUCCCCGCAGGUCACUUAAAUCUCUGAUAAUUUGGCAAAAAUGGAUUCACUGGAGAAGGAAAUGGUAAAUCACAGCAGUGUCUUUGCCAAGAACAACUCAAAUGGGAUCCUGAAGAGUUGGACGUGACUGAACAGCAGCAAAAAAAAAAAAAAAAAAAAAAAAAAAAGCCUAUUCAUUGAGGAAAGACUAAACAAAUUGUGUUACAUGAAUGCAAUGGUUUAAUACUGCAUCUGUAGAAAUAAACAUGAAGAAUCCAGAGAAACACGAACUUCCAUGGAAUAAGGCUUGACCCAGGGGAAUUAGAAAAUAUACUUCCCUUCUUUGCAGAGCGGGGUACAGAUGUGUAAUGUUGCAUUAUUUUGAGUAAAUUUAAUAAAGGUUUUUUUGAGUAAAUUUAAUAAAGGUAGACUGAGGUACAGACUCUUGCGCAAGAUCAGUUUAUUAAUAGUGACAUGUAUAACUGUUAACAAAGCAGGUCACACCGGCAACCUCAGCAAAGGCAGUGAUCCCCAGAGAAGGAGAGGUUCCUCUUUAUUAUCAAACAACAAAGGAGGGAUCUUGGGAGGCAUAGAGACAAGGUAAUAGGUUGUAGGGUUGGUAUGAGAAUAUUAUGAUUGGUUAUACUGAGAGAGAUGGGCUGACAUUCAGGUAAGACUAACCAUUUCCCUCUCUAACAAUUAAGGAAUGUUAAUUGUUUUACGGAACCCCCUUGUAUCUUUCCAUCUCUCUAGAAGGGAAAGAAACUCCUUUAACUACACAAAAAUAGAAAGGGACAGAUAGCAUAUCUUUGGAGGAUGAUGAUUUUAUGGGGCUAAACAAACAUUGGUUAAGUAUUCUGGGGGUUACUAGCAUAAGGUUAAACUAAAUUGAAGCUAGUUUGGCUAGAUCUCUGAGCUCAAGUCAAAUGAGGUGGAUGCACUUGCUGUUAUAAAAUUAAUACAACAAAAUCGAUCACAUUGUGAAGUUAAUACAGUAGAAAUAGAGAAGAAAUAAUGUUAAUUUUGAUAUUUUCAGCAUAUACUAUCAGAAUUGUGUGUUGAUUAGUUUUGCUUAACUGUUUUCCAACCUCUAUAUUUUUAUUGAAUAUUUCUUUGGAUAGGAAAGGAAAAGAGGAAUAUAAUAAGGCAGAAAAAAGGUAACAAAAGCAAAAUGUUAUCAGUAACCUGUACUGGUGGUAUUUGCUUCCCAUCCUCUUUCAUCAUAAGUUAGUAAGCUGAAAAAUCAGAGUAGUGCUGUAGAUAUGGUUUACUCCAGCUUUAGCAAGCCAUUUGAUCAAGUUUAAAGCUAUUCUUGUGGGCUAGAAAAUAAUAAAAUUAGAAUGUUCCAAAACGGGUCAAAUGGUCAGCUCCAAAGAAUAGUCAAUGAGUAUGUCAAAUUAGAAGGCACAUAGUAGUAUGCUUCAGGAAACUGCUUUUAUUGAUGAUGGACCCAUAGUAGGAUUAUCAAAUUUAUAGAUGACAGAUGUUAGAGGGAUAGCUAACAUACUGGAAUAUGAUCUGAAGCC